Molecule: messenger RNA, 1182 nt
Organism: Empidonax traillii (willow flycatcher)
Lineage: Eukaryota; Metazoa; Chordata; Aves; Passeriformes; Tyrannidae
Gene: CCT3
Product: chaperonin containing TCP1 subunit 3
Exons: 7
Coding region: 1-933 (310 amino acids)
Biological process (GO): protein folding
Cellular component (GO): chaperonin-containing T-complex
Molecular function (GO): ATP-dependent protein folding chaperone; ATP binding
Source: RefSeq, a predicted model, not a curated record
AUGAUGGGCCCGCGCCCCGUCCUCGUCCUCACUGUUUACGUGUCUUUUGUGCAGACUGACAUUGAAAUUACGCGGGAGGAGGACUUUGCCCGCAUUCUGCAGAUGGAGGAGGAGUACAUUCAGCAGAUGUGUGAGGAUCUGAUAAGAGUCAAGCCAGAUCUGGUCAUCACAGAAAAAGGAGUUUCUGACCUGGCCCAGCAUUACCUGAUGAGAGCCAACAUUACUGCCAUCCGCAGGGUGCGGAAGACUGACAACAACCGGAUCGCCAGGGCCUGCGGAGCUCGCAUUGUCAGUCGCACAGAUGAGCUCCGGGAGGAGGAUGUGGGAACUGGUGCCGGGCUCUUCGAAGUGAAGAAAAUAGGAGAUGAGUAUUUUGCCUUCAUCACUGAUUGCAAAGACCCCAAGGCUUGUACUAUCAUCCUGCGGGGAGCAAGCAAGGAGAUCUUAGCGGAGGUGGAGCGCAACCUGCAGGAUGCCAUGCAGGUGUGCCGGAAUGUCCUCAUGGACCCGCAGCUGGUGCCCGGCGGGGGAGCCACUGAAAUGGCCGUGUCCCAUGCGCUGACCGAGAGGUCCAAGGGCAUGACAGGUGUGGAGCAGUGGCCCUACCGUGCAGUGGCCCAGGCUCUGGAGGUCAUUCCCCGGACACUGAUCCAGAACUGUGGCGCCAGUACCAUCCGUGUUCUGACCUCACUCAGGGCCAAGCACACCCAGGAAGGCAGCCAGACAUGGGGGGUGAAUGGGGAGACUGGAGCCCUGGUUGACAUGAAGGAGCUAGGGAUCUGGGAGCCCUUGGCUGUCAAACUGCAGACCUACAAAACAGCCGUGGAGACUGCAGUUCUCCUCCUCCGUAUUGACGACAUCGUGUCGGGGCACAAAAAGAAGGGUGACAACCAAAGCAAGCAGCCCACGGCGCCCGAGGCAGCCCAGGAGUGAGAGGCUGAGUGUCCACCAGGGAAAACCAGCCUUGGACCUUGACACAGGGAUGAGCUCAGUGCAGUGACCCAGUGCUGAGGCUGAGCGGGGGGAAAGUUUGUCUGAAGUCUGGGAGGGAUGGAGAAAACCCUGGACAUGGGGGAAGGUCUGUCACUGUUGGUGUCUCUGCACUGGGGGAUACUGCUCCUGGGGGGAGGGUUCCAGACUGAAACUUCUCCUCUUUGCCCCAAAAUAAACACGUUGUUUCAG